Molecule: messenger RNA, 2650 nt
Organism: Lingula anatina
Lineage: Eukaryota; Metazoa; Brachiopoda; Lingulata; Lingulida; Lingulidae
Product: protein lev-9
Source: RefSeq, a predicted model, not a curated record
CUAUAUUGACAAUUUCACAGUCCGCUUUUGCACGUAAAAGGACAUUUAGAGAUAUCAUGUGGAAGAUGGCUAAAAUCACGGUAUUUUGCAUACUUGGGUGGAUGUUGAAGAUACAGGACAGUGUUCACGGCAAUGGGUGCCCCAAGCAAUGGGAGCCGAAUGGUGUGCACUGCUACAGAAUAUUCCAGGGAGUCAAAACCUUUACAAAUGCAGAGAACUUCUGCCAGACCACUGUUAGCGGAGGAACGCUGGCUGAAUUAGACGAUUCACAGAAAAACAUGUUCAUUGGAUCAAUGGCAUCUGGGUAUGGCACAGCCAACUUCUGGAUUGGACUCAAACGACAAAGUGGCACCUGGACGUGGGUCAGAGGGUCAGCAGCGACUUUUACCUUCUGGAACGCAUGGCACAACAAGCCGGACGCCAAUGGUGAUUGUACCAAACUGGUCACAGGAGGAUUCUGGGAAAAUACAGGUUGCAGUAAUAUGCUGCCUUUUAUAUGCCAAGUCGGGGCUAGUUGCCCACCGUUGCCAAAUAACCAGCACUCCACAUUUGACGUUAACGCCACCAGCGUCGGUGCGGUAGUUACGUGUACGUGCAAUCAGGCCGGAUAUUUCUAUCUCAACUCAACUGAUACUGCCCGCACUUAUCUUUGUGAUAAUUCUGGCGAGUGGAAUGACACUUUCAUAGACUGCGCUACCUGUGCUCCACUCGACACCGUGGAGCAGUCAACAUCCAGAAACCUCAACCCUACAACGGUCGAAUAUACCUGCAACUCCGGCUACAUGUUCUCUGAUGCUGCCGAAAUCAAAGUUGUCGAAUGUCAAACAGAUGGACAAUGGAACGAUACACUAGGCAACUGUACAGAAAAACCUUGUCCUGCUGUACCGCCGGUGACGAACGCAUUCACAGAUACUAAUACGACAACCCAAGGGACUGUGGUGACACUGACGUGCCAGCCUGGGUUCUUGUAUCCUGAUGGCACUAGUAGUAAAACAGUCACCUGUCAAAGUGACUCUACCUGGACCGCCAUGCCUGCAUCGUGUGCAGCCCUGUCCUGUCCGAACACACUCCCAAGCAUCCAGUUAGGCCGUACAUUGGACAACGAUCUUACUGUAUACAGCACUGUCACCUACUACUGUUAUUUUGGCUACGAAUUUCCUGACGGCAGUACCACGAAACAAAUGACCUGUCAGUCAGACAUGUCAUGGAGCAAUGCCAUCACAGAUAACUGUCAAAAAAAGACCUGCCCCAACACUCCCCCUAUCAACAACACCAUUAUUGUUGCCAAUGACACCGGGUAUGGUGGCGAAGUAGAGUACCAGUGUGUGGGAAAUAUGCGUUUCCCUGACGACCAAACAACACACAAACUGACAUCGUGUACAUAUGGCAAGACUUGGUCACCAGAUCCUAGCGGGUUCCCGCCUUGUGAAGUGAUCACAGGACCGUGCAGUGGCCUGCCUGUACUUCCAGAUCGGGCAUUUUUAGACACAAACAGCACGGCCUCGGGGACAAUAGCCACCGUGUCCACAGAAGCUGGCUUCAAGUUCCAAGACGGUACAUUCUUCAAGACCAUUAUAUGUAAAGACGGGGGAUGGAAUUUUACAAUGAUUCGUACAACCGUGGUAGAUUGCACUCAAGAGCCAUCGGUGAAAAACGCCACGAGAUUUGGAAGCGGCAUCCUUUAUGGAACACAACUAACCUAUUUCUGUGACAACGGGACGGUCUUUGUAGAUGGUAGCACUGAGAGAAUCACAUACUGCAAUCGAUAUGGAAUAUGGGCGCCGCAAAUUACUGACUGUGAAGGUAGUGCAAUCACAGUACAAAAGAAAAUUCCGAAACCCGUACCUGUAGAAGCUAAAACAGAGGUGGUGGUAGCGGUGACAACGCCCCCUUUCGUUAUCUGUGGCGUUCUUAUUGGUGGAGUAAUUUUGCUAGACCUCGCCACUAUUGGAAGACACCUAGCAAAGAUGGCAGAAAAUCUGAAACAUUUCACCAAUCGACUGAGAGGCCUUCCUCCCCCGAAAAAACCGAAAAAGAAAAGGGACGGCCCGCCCCCUACUUGCGAUAAUUGUGGCGAUUCUCAUGAAACGGAGAAAUGUCCCAGAUGCAAAUACUGUAUGGAAGAGACUCAUAAAUCGGAAAAAUGUCCCCUAGCUAAAACUUAUUGUAAAAAGUGCACUUAUUAUGGUCAUAUCGUAACCGAAUGUCGAGAGGUUCACAAACUUUUGGCUAAAUUGUCCAAAGAAAUGCACGACGAGCUUGUUGGAUAGAUUAAUUUUUUCCCAUUUUAUUACUUAAAACAUACGCUACGAUAUGAACUUAUUGUAUCUGUGAUCUGUGAUAUUUUAGCACUUGUAUAUAUUUUCUUUCUUUUUUUUGAACAAAAUGAAAAUUAAAGGACUCAAGAUUUCAAAGGGAACUCCCCACUUGUACUUCAGCACUUGGCUUCUUGGAAUUCUAAGAACACAUUUUAUUCUCUACCCAUAAUAAGGCAGUGUUUAUAUCUAAAAGCUACUAACAAAUUCGUGAUUCAUGGUUUACAUAUAUAUGACCGUCAAAGUCUGUGACAUAAAAAAUCGAAAAUUUGAAGAUAAAGGGGCAUUUUGGGGCAAAAUACUGCACGUAGGGGAUCAUAAUUGCACUUUCAAUA